Molecule: messenger RNA, 2204 nt
Organism: Actinia tenebrosa (Australian red waratah sea anemone)
Lineage: Eukaryota; Metazoa; Cnidaria; Anthozoa; Actiniaria; Actiniidae
Source: RefSeq, a predicted model, not a curated record
AACUGUUAUACCGUCCAACAUGGCGGACGAAGUGCUAUGUUUUCAAUUUAUCUAAUAUAACCAACCGUUUGUCCGCAUAGAAUAGGUUUUUCUGCUCAUUAUGUCUUUGAGAGAGUUUUCAGGUAGUCAUUCUCGUAAAACUGAACGGCAAAGACGUCGUUCGAGUUCAUUAUCAUCAUCAUCUUCGUCUAGUCGUUCAUCUUCUAGUUCUUCUGAGAGCUCAGAGAGACGAAGAAAAAGAGAUAAACGUAAGAGAAAACGUUCUUCUGAAAAAAGAGAGCGGCAUUCUUAUAUUUUUAGAAAACUGCAAAAGAAAACGAUGAAGGGUGAAGACGAACAUCGUAAAAAGAAGCGAAGAAAAAUUAGUGACAGUAAGUCUAGUACAAGCUCAGAUUCUGAUUCUGAAUCCUCUGAUUGUAAGUUUAAAUCUAAAUCCAAGGCUAAGAAAGCCAAACAAAAACAUAAGAAAGAAAGAAGAAAAAAGAAGAAAGAAAAAAGGGCUAAGAAAAAGAAAACUAAAAAAGAGAAAAAGAAAACAAGGGAAAUCACCCAAGAUGAAAAAGUUAUCCACAGGGGUACAGAGCAAGAAAUGAAAKAUGAACAAGACGUGGACGUGGGGCCUUCACCUCAAAAUGCAGAACCUAUUCCAAAGAGAUCAAUGGCACCUAUGACUCGUGAAGAAUAUGAAAAACAACAGAGUAAGAUCCGAAGAGUUUAUGACGCGGAAACUGGUCGUCACAGGCUUAUAAAAGGYGAUGGUGAAGUCAUUGAAGAAAUUGUGAGCCAAGAAAGACAUAAAAUGAUCAACAAGAUGGCAACACUAGGAGAUGGUGCUUCAUUUCAAGCUUAUUUACAAAGCAAUCAGUUCACAUGACUUAACUACGUUUGUACAUGUAAAGGAAAACUACGAAAUAUUAUUUUCCUUGAAACUAAGAAUCUCCUCAAGAUAUGAAGCAACUUCAAUCAAGGAUGGAGAAGUUUUUGCAUAUUGCAUACCAACACUGAAAUGAAUCCAAUCAGCAAAAGGUCACAACAACAUGAAAUUUUACCAAACUUUGCACAUUUAAUAUACUGUAUUUUCUUCCGUGCUCACAUUAUAUACUUUAUUUAUUAAUAUAAUACAUUUUAACUUAGUCAGCAACAUACAACAUGUAGCAAAUUCCAUGCAGCAUGUGCAACUAAACCUUGUCCAAUUUGUUUUGGAAAGUUGUAGAUGGACAGAAUGUUUGGACACAUCACCAACAAGGGGACGGCAUGCCGCGACAGUCAUGUCAAAUGACUGCUACACCAUUCACUAUUUACAUUGGUCCCAGACCCAGUCCUAGUAAAACAUUCUCCUAAAGAAAUAAAGAUUCAAAAAAAAAAUUACUAAAAUAAUAAUAAUAAUAUCAAAAAAGUUCACAACUUUGUAAAAAAAAAGCCAAAAUUCUUAGCCUUAUGCACAUUUACUUAUUUUUUUAUACAACAUUUUAUAUUAACAUAACUUAAAAUAACGAAUAACAAUUUCUGGCCAAUUUCUUGUCCAGUCAAACACCUCUUUGGCCAGUUCACUUGACUGGUCACAUGAUGUUGAUCAGUUUAAUAUGGCCAGUCACCAUGUCCAGCCAUUGAAGAGCAAAUAUUUUUGCCCUGCUUUAAGGAACUCCAAAACAGCAGUAAAAAUAAAGAAAGUGACUAACAACCACCCCCCCCCCCUAAAAAAAAUUCCUUCAAUAUUAAAUUCAACUCACCAUCAAGUUAGUAAAAACAAUAUUCAUUGCUUCCUGGAAAUGGUCUUUUUCUCUGACGAAGGGCUGUCCAUUCAUGCCCCCUUUACGUUCCUGUUUUGUGAGGCUCUGUAACACUAGGUCUGCUAUAGGUUUACCAGACUUCCCUUGUGAAGUCUUUUUUAUCUUAGAUUGGUUCCCAAUGCUAAGAAGAGAUUCUUUGACCUAUAGUACAGUGAAGUACAGUGACAUCAAAAUGAAACUGUCUGCAACAGUUUUUAAGAUGUAGCAAGUUUUUUGCUCCGACAUCCAAAUGAACAUACAAGGGUACAUUUAUUGUUUUUAGGGUUCAAUAAUCAGACGGUAUAAGCAUGAGAAUAGAUAAUAAGAUACAUACAGGUAGUGGUAUACAGCUAUCUUGUAAAUAAUGUCCAUCGCAGAUACGAACCAUAAUACUUGACGUACCCUUGGUAAUAUUAAAAGAUACAAUAAAAACUU